CUUGGGCCGUCUUGGGCUGCCGAAGCAAAUGCCAACAUAUUUCAAAGACCCAAUCCGUAGCCAUUUUGGCCCAAGCCAUUUUGUCUCACGGCAUUUCGGACCGACCCGACAUUGGGUAAACUUGCCGAAGCGGUGAGGCUUCUCGCAGCGACAUGGGCUCUGCGCGCGGUGCGGACGACCACCUGCCACGCCGCUGCUUUGGCCGCUUCACCCUCGAGGACCAGGACCAGACCCCCCCCUCGGACGACUGGCUCUUCAGGAACCCCAGCGACCUCGGCGCAUACCCGAGGCGCGCGGCGUGGGCGCCGCCUGCGGCGGCGCCGACGCCACGCGUGCGGCGGCCGCCGGGGCUGCGCGGGGCAGCCGCGGCCAGUCGCUCUGCCGAGGCCGGCACGCCCGCGGGCGGCACCGGCGGGGCCAGCACGUCCUCUUCCUCGCCUGGCGGCGGCACCGGAGCCAGCACGUCCGCGACCAGCUGAGCGCCUCGGGCAUCGAUCGCAUGUAUCAUUGCCCCGGAGAGUGUGUCGUGAUGUGAGACUUCGGGAGCCUUGAGACGGGGGUCAAUACAGACGGGGGUCAGCCAAGGCGCCAGAUCCUGCAGGAUCCUGCGAAGACCCCCUCUGGCUGACCCGGGUUAGGGAGCCGCUCGUGGCCGCGAGGCGGCCGCACAUGUUGACUGACCCGGGUUUGCGAAGAUCUGCGUUGCAGUUUUUGUUUCCUGCAUUGCAGUUUUUGGUUUCCUGCUGACCCGGGUCUGGAUUGACCCGGGUCAGAAGAUCCCCGAUGAGACCGCGGCCAGACAUCGAAAAUAAUUGCCCAGGGCAGCAUGUGAUCGCACGCCGAGAGCUGGCCUUGGCGCCGGGUCCUUUGGGUCUGGGUUUCCAGCGGAAGGUGCAAGGCGGAUAGCGUGCGCUUCCCCCCUCCCCUCAAACAGAAGCCUCCCCCUCCUCAUCCCCACCGAUCCCUCCUCCUCCUCACACUGCUUUUCUCUGCGGGCCUCGUAUGCUCGCCCAUGCUAGGUUUGGCCCUCGCGCCUUUCCGUGCCUUCGUCUGUGUGCCAAACUGGCGCAUCUGAGACGUCUUUGCUGCGGGCCUCGUGUGCUCGCCCAUGCUAGGUUUGGCUCUUGCGCGUUUAGCGCGUGCCCUUAUCAGUGUGCCAAAACCCGAGGUGAUUGUAUGCUCCUUUGAAAGCGAUCUCUGCCAUCAUCGCAGGACCAUUUAACGCUUCAUCGGAUGCUUCUGUUAGUGCCGUGUCGGGGCAGACAGGCUUCACUCUGAAAGAGGUCCAGAAAAGGUCUUUGGUAGGUUUUUGAUACUACAUGUUCAGAGGUCCAAAACAGGUCUGAAACAAGGUAUUCCAGUUUCGCUGUGUGCCCUUGGAGGUUCUUCAUUGCGUUGCCAA
This is a messenger RNA of Prorocentrum cordatum, 1402 nucleotides long. Lineage: Eukaryota; Dinophyceae; Prorocentrales; Prorocentraceae. The record is from the annotation of a GenBank genome assembly.